Messenger RNA from Thalassophryne amazonica, 2747 nucleotides. RefSeq names its product probable nuclear hormone receptor HR38. Gene Ontology annotation, cellular component: transcription regulator complex; nucleus. The record is from RefSeq and is a predicted model, not a curated record. The transcript has 7 exons. Gene Ontology annotation, molecular function: nuclear receptor activity; zinc ion binding; nuclear glucocorticoid receptor binding. Bases 130 to 1899 code for a protein of 589 amino acids. Lineage: Eukaryota; Metazoa; Chordata; Actinopteri; Batrachoidiformes; Batrachoididae. Gene Ontology annotation, biological process: cellular response to corticotropin-releasing hormone stimulus; regulation of transcription by RNA polymerase II.
GUCAAAAUAAAAUAAGAGACGUGCAUGUGUGGCGUGCUUCAAUGAGUGUGCAGAGGUGACUUUCAUGAGUUUUACUCGUUUGGAAUAAAUGAAAAACCUUCUAAAUCCGGAUAUUCACUUGAACCAGCAAUGCCCUGUGUACAAACCCAGCAUGCGUCCUUGCCUUAUGACAACUACUUCAGCUCUCAGUUCUUGAAUCCUGACCUCAGUGCCAAACUGAUGAUGGAGAUCAGUGGACAGAAGGAGCAGCUUUCUUCAUCUUUGUUGCCCGGUAUCAACACUUUGGUGGGAAAUGGCUUUGUGGGAGAGUUUGAUGCUUAUUCCUGCAAGAUUACCUCCUGCCCACCCACUUCUACAGUUUCAUUUAGCCACACAACAGUAGCUGAAAGCUCUAGCUCUCAGAUUCAGAACCAGGCCUUCAGGUUGGAUGAUCUCCAGGUUUACAGCUGUUACCCAAGCUCCUUUGCUUUUAGCUGCAUUGAUGAGACAUUGUCGUCAUGUGGCUCUGACUACUAUGACAGUCCAGUCUAUGCUGCAGCAUCUCCACCCACACCAGGCUUUCAGACCCAGCAUGCACCUAUCUGGGAUUCGUCUUUCAACCUAUACCCAUCAGCUCCCUCAUCCUCAGCAGCUGAAAAGACUGCCAUUUCUCAGCAGCUGUCAUUUUUUAACUUCAGCCCUACAUCAGAACAACACUCUCCUUUGCACCAGGAUGUUCAAACAAACCAGGAGGAUGCUUUCUACAUGUCUCCUCAGCAGCAUCUUUCGCCACUACACUGUUCACCCAUGUCCUUGGACCAUGGACCUCUGGAAACCUGCAGUAUAGUGGAGGGAUCCAUGGGAUCUCCUAAAGGUCACAGCACAGGAUCCAGUGAGGGUUGCUGUGCCGUUUGUGGUGACAACGCCUCCUGCCAGCACUAUGGAGUCCGCACAUGUGAGGGCUGCAAAGGGUUCUUCAAGAGAACUGUGCAGAAAAAUGCAAAGUAUGUGUGCCUUGCAAAUAAAGACUGUCCAGUGGACAAAAGGCGGAGAAACCGCUGCCAGUUCUGUCGAUUCCAGAAAUGUCUUGCAGUGGGAAUGGUCAAAGAAGUUGUUCGUACAGACAGCCUCAAAGGUCGCCGUGGCCGCCUGCCCUCCAAACCCAAGAGUGCGAGUGAAGCUUCAGCCCCAACCCCCAAAGCCAACAUCAUAGCCUCUCUGGUUCGGGCACAUAUAGACUCCAACCCACCCAUUGGAAAGCUAGACUACUCAAAGUACCAGGAGACCGUGGAGAGUCUGCCAGAGAAAGAGGAUGCUGGUGACAUCCAGCAGUUUUACGAUCUUCUGACUGGUGCGUUGGACGUAAUAAGAAGCUGGGCAGAGACCAUUCCAGGAUUUACAGAUUUUUGCAAAGAAGACCAGGAGCUGCUCCUUGAAUCUGCAUUUGUUGAACUCUUCAUCCUCCGACUGGCAUACAGGUCAAACCCAGAGAAGAACAAGCUGAUCUUUUGCAACGGUGUGGUUCUGAACCGGCUGCAGUGUGUAUGCAGUUUUGGUGACUGGAUUGACUCCAUCAUGGAUUUUUCACAGAGUCUUCACCGUAUGAACUUAGAUGUUUCUUUAUUUUCCUGUCUCGCAGCACUUGUUAUUAUCACUGAUCGCCAUGGCCUUAAGGAGCCCAAACGGGUUGAGGACUUCCAGAGCAAUCUCAUCACAUGUUUAAGGGAUCACAUACAUGGAAAUGGGUCAGAACCCAGUAGGACCCAGCCUAACUACCUAUCUCGUCUUUUGGGCAAACUCCCUGAACUGAGAACUCUUUGCACACAAGGUCUGCAGCGUAUCUUCUACCUGAAACUGGAAGACCUGGUCCCUCCUCCACCAAUUGUGGAGAAAAUCUUUAUGGAUGCCCUGCCAUUUUGAACAGAAAUGAACACAACUUUGCAAUCAAGCCUUCAAGCCUGCUGCAGACUAUACACAAAAAUGGCAAAAAUCAAACACCCACCAUGAGGAUUGACCUUGUUUCUUUGCCUCCAGUCAUGCUGUCUUCUCAUGUGUCCAACUUUGUUUGAGAAACCAACUGAGAAACAUUUUUGUAACAAAGUUUCAGAUUGUAUGCAGUACAUAUGGUAUGACUGUAGUUCAAAAGGAUGGAGAGCUUAAUUUCAGCUGAGUGAAAUCACACUGACACAGAAUUGAAAUACUGACAAUUUGAGGAGAGGUUAUUGUGUGCAAUUGUCAAAAGAAAACCCCUCCAAAUUUUUACUGCUAUGCUAAUGAAUGGAUGUUGUGUUACUAUGCAGCGAGUUAACAUGGAUAGUUCUUCAUAUAGAAUGUUACAUAUUCAGCUUUUGCUAAAAACACAAUACACUAAAUUCUUUAAAAAGCAAAGCUUGUUUUAAAAUUGCUUUUUGUGGCCACUACAAAACCGCACUGAUAGUCAAAUAUUUAGUAUACCAUGACAGACAGAAUCCUUUCCUGUUUUCCACUAAAACAACUGGCAAGUCCUUCUUUUCAAAAGGGAAAUACUGAAUUCUUUGUAUUAUAAAUGAUAAUUGCCUAUGGAAGGACCAAAGUUUAAGUUUAUUUUGAUACUGUAACUUACAAAACUUGUUGCCUUAAACUAAAGCGUUCUGCCAUAAUACUUGUGCUAUCAUUUCAUAUCAUCCUGUAAAAGUGGGUGUUGGCAGGGUUCUUGUUAAUUCUGGAAUAGUACUUCUUAAUGCAUUUAUCAAGAUUUUAAAAGGAGAAGUUGUCUUUCUGAAUUAAAA